CCGGAGCCUUUAGAUUUCUUCAUCUGGACCGUCGAGGAUGUUGGGUUAUGGCUGGAAGAAAUAAAUCUUGGUAGCUACCGCCAGGUUUUUGAAGAUAAUGGUGUCAAUGGAGAGUACUUAGAGAGCUUAUCUAUGUUCACAACAGAACAGAUUCUGCGGUUUAUCAGACGAUGCCACAUGAAAUGGGGAGAUUUUAUUACACUCUGCAAGGAGUUACGGCGCAUUAAAGUUGCAUGCCUGAAAGGAGAGCAAGAGGUUCGCAGGCCAUGGUGGGCCCCGUCAUGCCUGUCAGUGGUGUUUGUUAGGGUGGCCAAGCGCAAUAGGCAGUCUCGGGUUGUUUCCUUGAAGCUGGAACCUUGAGCUUCUACAUGAAAUUGCCCUACCCCACAUGCUACAACAUAUCCAUUAACCUUUCCCUUGCUUCUUUGUUGUUCAAUUCCCUGUUCUUACCCCGUUUAACUUCUGGGAAAAUGGCAUGUUGUUGCUAUGGGCUGGUGGGUUAUGAAGUGUUUUGGGUCUGCUGACAUUUUAGCUGUGCUUAUCCCUGUUUAGUUAUAUAUAAUUUUCUGGUCGCUAUGUUAUGUAUUUGUUGAUCAAUUUUUCAUAUAUAGGUUUUUGUUGUGGCUUGAUCCAA
Messenger RNA from Elaeis guineensis (African oil palm), 634 nucleotides. RefSeq lists its product as uncharacterized. Gene Ontology annotation, molecular function: protein binding. The record is from RefSeq and is a predicted model, not a curated record. Lineage: Eukaryota; Viridiplantae; Streptophyta; Magnoliopsida; Arecales; Arecaceae.